AGCUUGAACGAUGGAAACGUUCUCUCUCAUUUUCUAGUGAAGAAAAUGUCUGUUGGACGCUCCGUCACUGAUAAGUAGACAAAAGCCACUCUCUCACGCACUCCCUCACUCCCCAUCCCUCUCUCUCUCUCUCUCUCUCUCUCUCUCGCAGGGACUAACAAUGGCGACUUCACCCUUUCCUGUAACCUCUACUCGAACAAAUGCCUUCACACGCUGCAAUUCCAUGUCUAGAUUCUUAGAUUUCAGUUCCAGGAACAGCAACUUCAAGCUGCUAUUCGUCAGAACCUCUACUUCCCAGCAUUUCAGAACAUCUCUCGUUGUCAGGAACAUCGCCAGUGAUCAGACACAAAUAUUGAAGGAUGCUGUCACUGAAGAAGAAGUUGCAACUCCUCUGGAUUCCUUCACGCCUGAUUCCGCGUCUAUCGCAUCAAGUAUCAAGUUCCAUGCUGAAUUUACACCUUUGUUCUCUCCGGAGCGCUUUGAUCUCCUUAAGGCUUAUUUUGCAACUGCUCAAAGUGUUCGUGACUCGCUCAUCAUAAAUUGGAAUGCGACAUAUGACUAUUAUGAGAAGAUGGAUGUGAAACAGGCCUACUAUUUAUCCAUGGAAUUUCUACAGGGUAGAGCGUUGCUCAAUGCAAUUGGUAAUUUGGAGCUCACUGGCCCUUAUGCGGAGGCUUUGAGCAGGCUCGGAUACAGCCUGGAGAAUGUGGCAAGACAGGAACCAGAUGCUGCCCUUGGAAAUGGUGGUCUAGGCCGACUGGCAUCCUGUUUUUUGGAUUCUCUAGCGACAUUGAAUUACCCUGCCUGGGGUUAUGGACUUAGAUACAAGUAUGGCUUAUUUAAGCAGAACAUUACAAAAGAUGGUCAGGAGGAAGUUGCAGAGAAUUGGCUUGAGAUGGGAAAUCCUUGGGAAAUUGCUAGGAAUGAUAUUUCAUAUCCUAUCAAGUUCUACGGCAAGGUUGUCAUAGGAUCAGAUGGGAAGAAACAUUGGGUUGGAGGCGAAGAUAUACAGGCUGUCGCAUAUGAUGUUCCCAUUCCUGGAUAUAAAACUAAAACUACAAUCAACUUUCGACUAUGGUCCACAAAAGUGUCAUCAGAUGAGUUUGAUUUACUUGCCUUUAAUGCAGGGGAGCAUGCCAAAGCAUAUGAGGCACAUACAAAUGCUGAGAAGAUUUGCUACGUAUUGUACCCUGGGGAUGAGUCAAUGGAAGGAAAAAGUCUGCGACUGAAACAACAAUACACACUGUGCUCUGCUUCUCUUCAAGAUAUUAUUGCUCGUUUUGAGAGGAGAUCUGGAGAGUCUGUGAACUGGGAUGAAUUUCCUGAAAAGGUUGCAGUACAGAUGAAUGACACUCACCCAACACUCUGCAUUCCAGAGCUGAUGAGAAUAUUGAUAGAUAUAAAAGGCAUGCGGUGGGAGGAAGCUUGGAAUAUUACUCGAAGGACUGUUGCUUACACAAACCACACUGUUCUACCUGAGGCUCUGGAGAAAUGGAGUUUGGAGCUCAUGCAGAAAUUGCUUCCUCGACAUGUUGAGAUUAUAGAAAUGAUUGAUGAGGAGCUAAUUCAUACCAUAAUUGCUGAGUAUGGUAUAAAGGAUACUGACAUACUGCAGAAGAAACUGAAAGAGAUGAGGAUUUUAGACAAUGUUGAUUUACCAGCCUCUGUCCUAGAUCUAUUCGUAUCAGAGGAAACCUCUGCUGCUGAUUCCAGUGAAGAAGUUGAAGGAUCCGUUGAAGAAGUUGAAGGAUCUGUUGAAGAAGUUGAAGGAUCCGUUGAAGAAGUCGAAGGAUCCGUUGAAGAAGUUGAAGGAUCCGUUGAAGUUGAAGGAUCCGUUGAAGAAGUUGAAGGAUCCAUUGAAGAAGUUAAAAGUUCUGAUGCAGAGAUUGAAUCCAGUGAUGGAGAAGAUGAAUCUGAAGGAAAUGACACCAAGAAGAAGCAACCUGUGUUUUUAAAACCGGAUCCAAAACUGCCAAAGGUGGUCCGAAUGGCUAAUCUUUGCGUUGUUGGUGGCCAUGCCGUAAAUGGGGUUGCUGAGAUUCAUAGUGAAAUUGUUAAAGCAGAGGUCUUUAAUGACUUCUAUAAGUUGUGGCCUGAGAAAUUUCAAAAUAAAACAAAUGGUGUGACACCAAGAAGAUGGAUACGUUUUUGCAAUCCAGAUCUAAGUAAAACCAUAACCAAGUGGGUUGGUACAGAAAACUGGGUCCUUGACACUGAGAAGCUGGCAGAACUCCGAAAGUUUGCAGAUAAUGAAGACCUACAAACUGAGUGGAGGGCAGCAAAAAGGAGCAAUAAGGCGAAAGUUGUAUCAUUAAUAAAAGAAAAAACAGGUUAUAAUGUCAGUCCUGAUGCAAUGUUUGACAUACAGGUGAAACGCAUCCAUGAAUACAAGCGCCAAUUAUUGAAUAUCAUGGGCAUUGUUUACCGCUACAAGAGGAUGAAAGAAAUGAGUGCUGAAGAAAGGAAAGAAAAGUUCGUUCCUCGAGUAUGUAUGUUUGGAGGAAAAGCAUUUGCCACAUAUGUGCAAGCUAAGAGGAUAGUGAAAUUCAUCACAGAUGUUGGGGCUACAGUAAAUCAUGAUUCAGAAAUAGGAGAUUUAUUGAAGGUCGUUUUCAUCCCUGAUUACAAUGUUAGCGUUGCAGAAUUGCUUAUACCUGCAAGCGAGCUUUCUCAGCACAUCAGUACUGCUGGGAUGGAGGCCAGUGGAACCAGCAACAUGAAAUUUGCAAUGAAUGGUUGUGUCCAGAUUGGGACCUUGGAUGGGGCCAAUGUUGAAAUAAGGCAAGAGGUUGGAGAAGACAACUUUUUCCUCUUUGGUGCACAAGCUCAUGAGAUUGCAGGCCUGAGGAAAGAAAGAGCUGAGGGCAAGUUUGUGCCAGACCCUCGAUUUGAAGGAGUCAAGGCAUUUGUCAGAAGUGGUGUUUUUGGACCCUACAACUAUGAUGAACUCAUGGGAUCUUUGGAAGGGAAUGAGGGUUAUGGGCGUGCAGAUUAUUUCCUUGUUGGCAAGGACUUCCCUAGUUACCUGGAAUGCCAAGAGAAAGUAGAUGAGGCCUACCGAGACCAAAAGAGAUGGACAAAAAUGUCAAUUUUGAAUACAGCUGGUUCGUACAAGUUCAGCAGUGAUCGGACAAUCCAUGAAUAUGCAAACGAUAUAUGGAACAUCAAACCUGUUGAGUUACCCUAGGAUGUUUAUAUCCGGUGGUGAGCUCAAGGUUUUCCAUGGGUAUUCCUAUUGGGGGUUUACCUAUUUCUUGCCGUCUGUAAUAUAAUUUCCUUGAUGCUUGAGUUGUAAAGGUAUCAAAGCAGUAGCUCGUAUAAUAGUAGAAGAGGUGAACGGCACUUCUAAAAAUUGGUAGUCUUAUGUAACUCCUUGCAUUUUGUUGGAUUAAUAAAAUUUUAAUUCCUUUACCA
This is a messenger RNA of Macadamia integrifolia, 3414 nucleotides long. Its product is annotated as alpha-1,4 glucan phosphorylase L isozyme, chloroplastic/amyloplastic. NCBI's taxonomy places the organism in Eukaryota, Viridiplantae, Streptophyta, Magnoliopsida, Proteales, Proteaceae. Bases 161 to 3187 code for a protein of 1008 amino acids. The record is from RefSeq and is a predicted model, not a curated record. Gene Ontology annotation, biological process: glycogen catabolic process. Gene Ontology annotation, molecular function: pyridoxal phosphate binding; glycogen phosphorylase activity. The transcript has 15 exons. Gene Ontology annotation, cellular component: cytoplasm.